AUGGAAAACAUCCAGGUAGUGCACCAAACGGAAUCGUGGACGCAUCAUGUCGAACCGCCAUCCGAGUUCGAAGUGGUUGAGAAUGGAAGCUUCGGCUGGGAACAAGACAAAUUCGUCCUCCAAGGCAUCUACGCCAAGGUACCAAAGUCGUCACUUACCCUUAUUGUCGGACCGGUUGGCUCGGGCAAAUCCACGCUUUGCGCUACUUGGAGAAAUUCCCUUUCAUCAAGGCACAGUCACGCUACGCACAAGAGCAAUGGCUUCGCACGUCGGAUUCUACGACCAGACUACGUUUGUGUUAAAUGGAACCAUUAA
Molecule: messenger RNA, 315 nt
Organism: Penicillium samsonianum
Lineage: Eukaryota; Fungi; Ascomycota; Eurotiomycetes; Eurotiales; Aspergillaceae
Exons: 2
Coding region: 1-315 (104 amino acids)
Source: RefSeq, a predicted model, not a curated record